Neodiprion virginianus is the source of this 1523-nucleotide messenger RNA. RefSeq lists its product as uncharacterized. Gene Ontology annotation, cellular component: plasma membrane. The coding region runs from base 1 to 1488 and encodes 495 amino acids. NCBI's taxonomy places the organism in Eukaryota, Metazoa, Arthropoda, Insecta, Hymenoptera, Diprionidae. The record is from RefSeq and is a predicted model, not a curated record. The transcript is spliced from 6 exons. Gene Ontology annotation, biological process: detection of chemical stimulus involved in sensory perception of smell; sensory perception of smell. Gene Ontology annotation, molecular function: olfactory receptor activity; odorant binding.
AUGUACUAUUCUAAUAACCUCAGUCCACAUUUGACCUUCCCAGAGAACACACAACUCAACGGCGCCUGUAUGACAGUUGUUCAGACUUCACAGAAGUUUAAUGUAGUGAUGGCAGAAUCAAGAGAUAAGACGGUAUCCCGGAGUUAUUUGAAGUUGCAUUUAAGCUUGUGCACAUGGUUAGGUUUGAGUUGGCCACAAUUUACUCACCCGGUUGUAAACGUGCUUUUUAUUCUUCGCGCCUUUUGCAUCAACGGCGUUUACACUGUUCUGAUAAUCGGAUGUUAUACUCAUAUGAAAAUUGUCAACAAAUUUGACUUACUGAACUCUAGUAUAAAUGUGUUGCAACUACUUAUAUACUGCCAGGGAAUAAUGCACGUCGUUUACUGCGGGAUUAAAAGCAAAGCUAGACAUCGUUUGAUCGCACAAAUUCGGAACACCUUCAGAUAUGCCUCGAAUACAGGUCAUUUCACGAUGGAAGAACCAGAGAUGAAGAACAAGCGAGUCGUUAUUACGUGGAUGACGAUAUUGAUCCUAUGUUCGACCGGUUUUUUCGGUGCGGCGAUAGUCCGAGAAGAGGAUUCGGUUCCUGUUUGGGCGCCAGUGAAUCUCAAAAUUAGUCCUUACUACGAAAUCAACAUGAUCCUGCAGUUUGCAGGGCAGUUUUGGAUCGGUUCACUGAGUGGAUGUUUUGGUAUUUUCUAUUUUAGCGUCGUAGCGUUAGUCAAAGCUCAAUUUGACAUGCUUUUAUGUUCACUGGAGCACGUGGGUCCUCUUGCUGUUCUGAAAACGAAAAUGAGAGUUCAGGAUGGGCACGAGAAGACACCUAUUCAAACUACCUCGAAGGGUUAUACCUCGGAUGCAGGAAAUAACGGAACGAAAAUUUCUGAUAAAUGUCAGUGUUGUACAGAAGAGUUUAAACGGUUCUUCAAAGCCUUUGAGAAACGACGGUGUGAGAAAGUUCUCUCGCUCUUUGAAGAACGAGUUUACGAGGAAGAACUUGAGGCUGCGUUACAAGAUUGUAUUGUUCACCAUCAAAGUAUUUUGAGACUAAAAGAUGCCUUGCAGAGUUAUUUUGGCACCGUUCUACUCCUUAGAUUUUUUCUCGUCACAUUGAUAAUAUGCUUUGUCAUAUACAGUCUGAGUAAGCUGACUGUAAGUGCGGACUUCAGCCCAACCGAUAUGAGAUUUCUCAGCCUACUGGAAUACUACGUAGCUUGCUGCGGAGACUUGUUCAUAUCUUCUUACAUUCCCGAUAGCCUUUUACGCACGAGCGCCCUGAUUCCAAGCGUCGCAUUCGAAACCCUACCCUGGCACGGGGGUAGCGUUACAGAAAAGUUCUUCUCAAGUAUGAAGAUAUUUCAACUCGGUACAAGGAAACCGAUGAGCGUGCGGACGAUAUUUUACGUUGUAUCUCUUGACAUAGUGGGAAAUGUGCUCCGAGCUAGUUUCUCCUUCUACACAAUGCUGCGCAAGGUACAAAACAAUUGAACAAAUAAACAAUAGCUGUAAACUAACCACCCGGA